Molecule: messenger RNA, 3049 nt
Organism: Ruditapes philippinarum (Manila clam)
Lineage: Eukaryota; Metazoa; Mollusca; Bivalvia; Venerida; Veneridae
Product: complement C1q-like protein 2
Exons: 2
Coding region: 49-786 (245 amino acids)
Molecular function (GO): protein binding
Source: RefSeq, a predicted model, not a curated record
GAUGCCUCAUAUAAAAAGGCGAAAUUUUCGUUUAAUCGUCAAAGUGAAAUGAUGUAUUUUCUCUCAUAUCUGUCUGCAUAUGUUGUUUUCUUUUGCCAUCAGCAUGUGGCUGUGGCAAGGAAUGAACCAGCAUGUUCAAAGUUUGACUACGAGGAAAAGCUUUUGGAGAAAAUGAUACGAAUGGAAGUUAAAAUGGAACAAAUGGUUAAUGAAAUUAAGAAAACAAAGAAUGAUGUUUUGGCAUUAACGAACGACGUUACACGGGCGGUAAAAAAUGCUGAACAAAACAGUCACGAGUUUCAUAGUAACAUCAACAAAACAAUAGACAAGUUUGCUGAAAAAAUUGAACAAGAAAGGGCGAAGAUAACUGCAUUGUCAGAGAAGGCCCACAUUCCAAAGAUUGCAUUUAAUACUCGUCUUUCGUCAACAGUCAGUUUAGGCUCAAACGUGAAGGUCGUAUUUGAUGACGUAUUAAUGAACGCAGGUGAAGGUUAUGACAAAACUUCUGGAAUUUUCUCUGUAUCCCAAGAUGGACUUUAUUUCUUUUCUGCACAUUUAUGUAACUAUGGAAAUAAAGUUGUACAUUACAAGAUAGUAAGGGAUGGUGAGUCCAUUGCGGUUAGUACGCAGCACGAUCUGGACAACGUACAUACAUGUAAUUCAGUGAACACUGUUGCGAUGCUGAAGACAGGAGAAAGAGUGUGGGUACAAACAUCUGGUUCUUCGCAUAUAUUCGCAAAUGGUCUUAGAUGGGAUACUUUUUUGGGAAUACUUUUAAACAGAUAAAUGAGUUAAUGGUUUUGAAAAUUUAUUUAUAUGUUUGGGUUUAUCAGAUUAAUCAGCCUAGUCCAGCAGAAGAUACAGUUGAGUUUCAAAAUAAACUGAAAGAUAUUUUUGCGAAUAACUAUCACGUAUGGCAACACACUGUCUAUGUAGUUAAUUUUAAUUUAAAAUUCAAUCUAUAAUACAAAAACACAAAUAUAAAAUAUGAUAAACAAGAUCAACAAGGAAAGGCGGCGUUCAAUGAACGCAACCCCCAUAUGACCCAGCAACAAGAACCAAUGGCAAGGAGCCCAGGCGGACCCCAAACAAAAACAGGACAGGGCAAAGACAGAGCACGGACAGGUUAAACAUUAAAUAAUAAAUAAUUUAUAAAUGAUUAAGAAUUUAAAGAAAAUAAUAAAAGGCCCACAAAGGGGAAGGGGACAGGAGACCGGGGGAAGGGGGGUUUAAUAAAAGAAAUAAAAACUAGAGGCAAUGGGGAAGAUACUUACCGUAGACGAGAAAACAACAAGGGACACAAGCAAAAGUGUCACCAAAACAGUAUGAAACAACAUAGACAUACAUCUGAGGAACAGAGUGGGGCGCCGCCUUGGAACGGUCAGCAGCAUAAUAAUGACUGCUGGGGAGUUUAAACCGGUUAAUGGUGCACCAAACCUCGCUCUUAGCCCCACCAUGUUCCUAUAAACGAGACAGUGUAAAUAAAAUGAAUCCCCGCCAAGUGAAAUUCUAACAGUUGUCAUGGUUACAAAAGGUUAAAUAAGUAAAACACAAAAAUGAUCAUUUAGAAACAUAUAGAAGUAAACCCAAUGACCAUGACAAAAGUACUCAAUGUCCUAAAGGAAGACAGAGCAACAAGAAAAUCACCUACAAGGGCCCGACGAAGCAAGGCAGAAGACGAACAUUAAGACAAUUCAGCCCCAAAGGGCUUUACGAACUAUCCAUCAUAGAGUCUCCCACUUGCUCAGAUGCAAUCAAAAGAGGAAAGCGUAGUGUCCAACUGUAAAAGGGUUGAACACUAAACAUGCAGUAUGUCUUAAAAUAGUAGGAUCAUAACAUCUUUCAAUAAAACGUCCAAUGAUUUUAGUAAAAACAGCAGAAAAAUUACCAUGACCCAAAAUCUUACGAAGUUUGUAAAUCACAUCGCCACAAAAACCAGGCCGGCCAAUCCACCGCCGCAGAAGAGCCCCCAAACCACCACCGAACUCAGAAACCAAAUCAAAGCCACGACUGCAAAAUUUAGUAAAAUAUUUCCGUAAUUUAUGAUAGCGGUAACCCUGUUUUAGAAGCUUGCUGGUAAUAAAAAUAUUCCGCUCGUUGAAAUCCUUUACGCUGCUACAAGCCCUAGCGAAUCCAAUUAAUUGAGAAACACAAACCUCGCAAGACGUCGCACGGGGCACGCCCUCAUCCAAAUGUGGACAAUUACCCAUACAAAAGUCAAAGUCAUCUCUUUUACCACAGAUCCUCGUGCGAACAGAACCGCUGCCGACAGCAAGACGAAGACCCAAAAAUGAUGUACCAAAAUUUCAAGAGUUCGUUUUAUCAAGCUGCAGUUCAUGCGGAUAAAUGUCAGACACCAUUUGAUCAAAAUAAGGAUUAUCUAAAUUAAAAAUAUCAUCAAGGCAUCCAGAAGUAUUACCAAAUGCGACCAUAACAUCUUGUUGUCUAUCUUCAGAGAGACCCAACACAAAGUCUCCCUCACAGCAGCACAAAAACAAAUCGGCGACCAGGGGUGCACAACCAGCACCCAUAGGAACUCCCAUGAUUUGUUUAAAUAGGGCACCACCAAACCCGACAUUAAUGUUGUCUAAAAGAAAAGAGAGUGCUCUACAAACCCCGUCACAGGUCCACACAGCAUAAUGUUUAACAAUACCGUUAGUAAAAAAGCCUUGUUAGAACUACACGCCAGAAAGGCAACUUUUUCCCGUGCAAAAGUUUUCUGAAUUAGAAAACAACUAAAAAAACUAGAGAACUAAAACACUGCGAUAUAAAUCAGUGAUACAAGUAGGAAAGUUGGCAAGCUUAAAUACUUAUCUACCCUGCUGCAAGUUAAAGUGAAUCGCUUUUCGUAUCAUUUUUGUUAAAAGUCUUACAAAUAGAUAUACUCUAAAUCGUUAUGAAAAUACCAGUAUUUUCACUGAUUUUAUUAUUAAGGUUUGUUUCAAUUGCCGUGUUUUCUUGUUAUUCUUUCAAUAUCUUUGCAGCAUUAAUCACAAUAAAACAUUAUUUUCUUUUUAAAAGUGUUAUAUUAUUACCAUACAGUAAUAUA